AACAGGCAUCUGCUGACUCUUCACUUCUGCUUUCUCCAGGAAAUGAGCAGAAACGCAGCUUGAGUGAUUCAUAGUGAAACGCUGUUGGAGACUAACAAUGCUGGCUGAGCCCUCUUCCCCCAGGCCUGAGGGGCUGUCGCCCAGUACGGGGGCACCCAUGCCCCCUGAAUUCUGCAGGCCUUGACCGCCACACCUCUGGAUCUGCUUUGCUAAGGCAUGGAGGCAGAAGAUGUUUCAAGGGCUGAAGACAGAGCUGAGUGUCCAGGUUCCAAAAAUGAAGGCCAGCCUGAUGUUGCUCAGCCUGACUUCCCACAUGGAGGCCAGUCUCCUGGUCCCACUGCUCUCUGGGAGAUGCUAGAAAGGAAGUUUCUGGAAUAUCAGAAGUUGGCUCACGGAAGCCCGGCUGAACAUCAGCAGAGCCUGUUGAAUCUUCUCCCACUGUUCCUAAAGGCCUGGGAAAACUCUGUGGGGAUCAUCUCCUUUCCUAGUCUCCAAAGCCUAGCAGAAGAUAUUUCUAACCAGCUUGCCCAAGAAAUACAGAAGGCACUUGUGGGAAAGCCUGCAGAGCAAGCGAGGGAGGCAGCGGCGCAGUUGCUGCGGUGGAAAGGGGACGUGGAUCAGGAUGGCUACCUGCUCCUGAAGUCGGUGUAUGUGCUCACGGGGACAAACUCGGAGACGCUGGGCAGGGUCGCUGCAUCCGGGCUUCCAGCCCUGCUCCUGAAGUGCCUUUACCUCUUCUUUGUCUUUCCUCUGGAAAAGGAGGAGGUUUUAGAGAAUGAUGUUCAAGUUCAGAGGAUGUUUGUACAGAUGUUGCUGAACAUUUGCAGUGAGUCUCAGGGGCUGGAGAGACUUCUGUCAGGAAAUGAGCUCCAAUCUCUAGUGAUUGCCACUACCUGUCUUUGGGAGCACAGCUGCUGCUUUUGGAAGGAGCCCACCUUCUGUGUGCUGAGGGCAAUCUCCAAGGCCCAGCACCUUGGCAUCAUUGAAUACCUGCAGGCCAUGGAUUGCAUCAAACUCUCCCUUCAGAAUCUCUCCAAGCUUGCAGACACGCUCCCUGCUCCCAAGGUGAGCGAGUCAGUGAGCCUCAUCUUGGGCUUUGUGAAGGACUCCUAUCCCAUCUCUUCGGCUCUGUUCCUAGAGUUUGAGAAUGGGGAGGGCUACCCUCUUCUCCUCAAAGUGCUACUUCGGUACGAUGCACUGGCACAGAGCGAAGUGAAUCCCCACCUGGAGGAGCUCCUCGAGCUGCUGGUGUGGCUGACGACCUGCGGGAGGUCAGAGCUGAAGGUGUUUGAUAGCAUCACCUACCCUCAGCUGGAAGGCUUCAAGUUCCAUCACGAGGCUUCUGGGGUGACCGUUAAGAAUCUUCAGGCCUUCCAAGUCCUACAGAAUGUUUUCCACAAAGCCAGCAACCCUGUCCUCUGCACCAAGGUCCUGUCAGCCAUCAGGACCAUGUGGGUCUGGAACGCCCGCAACUUCUUCCUGCUGGAGUGGACCCUGCAGCCCAUCUCGCAGUUCGUGGAGAUUGUGCCCCUGAAGCCGGCCCCGGUGCAAAAGCAAUUCUUCCAGCUGCUGGAGGCCCUGGUGUUCGAGCUGCAUUAUGUGCCCCAUGAAAUCCUGCGGAAGGUGCAGUGCUUGAUCAAGGAGAGUCCUGAGUCACCCUGCGCCCUCGUGGCCCUGCAGAGUGUCCUCAGGAUAGCCGGCAGGGACUUGCUUUUCACCGACAUCUUCCGGGACUCGGGUCUCCUGGGUCUGCUGCUGGCCCAGCUGCGGAAGCGGGCCAAGAUCCUGAGGAAGUCAGGAAACAAAGAGUCCACGCUUGGUGUUCAGGAUCCAGAGAGAGAACUGACCUGUGUGAUGCUGAGAACUGUAGUCACACUUCUGAGAGGCUCAGUUCGGAAUGCAGUUGUCCUGAAAGACCACGGCAUGGUGCCCUUCAUCAAGAUCUUCCUGGACGUUGAGUGGUACCGAGAGGCCUCACUCAGCAUCUUGGAGCAGCUCUCUGUCAUCAACGCUGAGGAGUACAUGAGCAUCAUUGUGGGCGCUUUGUGCUCCUCCACUCAAGGGGAGCUGGAGCUGAAACUGGAUCUUCUGCAGUCUCUACUCAGGAUCCUGGACACCCCCAAAGGCCGUGCUGCUUUCAGAGUGUCCAGUGGGUUCAAUGGACUCCUGUCCCUGCUCUCUGACCUGGAGGGGUCUCUCCAGGAGCCCCCGCCGCAGGCGUGGGGGAUGGUGUCCCCCAGCCAGACCCUGGACCUGGUCCUGCACACCCUCUGUGCCUUGUCUGCGGCAUUGCACCUGGACCCUGUCAACAGUGACUUCUUCAAGAAGAAUGGGCUUUUUGAGAAGCUGGCCGAGGACCUCUGUUUGCUGGGAUGUUUCGGGGCGCAGGAGGAAGAGGGAGCCCCUCUGCACUCGGAGGCAGACACAAAGGCCAGGCCAUUUGCUGACUUCCUGAGUGCGGCCUUUGCCUCUGCCAGCCCAUUCCCACCCAAGAUACAGAGCUGCCUCCAGAUCCUCAGCUUUCUGGACAGCAUGGCCGGUGGCACCCUCCACCUGCGCAGAGACCUGAAGGAGCCCCCGAGGGCUGGGCAAGACCCAGCUCCGCAUGCCCAGAAGGAAGACGCCGGCAGUGACCCCCAAGGCAACUUCAAGCUGUGGCCAGACCUGGAGGAGAGGAUGGAUGAAGGGGACGCUGUGAUCAUACACCCCGGGGUCCUGUGCAUCAUGGUGAGACUGCUGCCUCGGUUGUACCAUGAAGACCACCCCCAGCUUUCCCAGGAGAUCCAGUGCUCCGUGGCCAGUCAUAUCCAGUCCCUGGUGAAAUCGGAGAAGAACCGGCAGGUCAUGUGUGAGGCGGGGAUGCUUAGAACCCUCGUGGCCUCCUGCCGCAGGGCCCUGACCACCAGCACCAGCCCCUUGCACUCAGGCCUCAUCAGGAUUUUUGAAAAACUUGCCUCCCAAGCCAUCGAACCAGACGUGUUAAGACAGUUUCUAGGUCUUGGAGUUCCCCCACCUCCGUCGGCUGCAACGAAAAUCCUCCAUUCAUCUUGUGUCCACAGAGGGGACUCUGGAGGCUCAGGGUCCCAGGCUGCAGAAGCAGGGACUGCUGAGGGUCCCGUAGGAGCUGCCCCGGGGGCUGACCCUUGCUCAGCAGUCACACAGGCCCUCAGAUCCUCGAGGACGUCCCAGGGCUCAACCACUGCCCUUCAGACUUCACUCAGCCUCAUCUCCAUGACCUCCCCGCGCAACCUGCAGCCUCAGAAGGCGGCCCUGGCUCCAUCAUUUGUGGAAUUUGACAUGUCUGUGGAAGGCUAUGGCUGUUUGUUUAUUCCGACUGUGUCUACAGUUAUGGGAACCAGCACAGAGUAUCUGGUCUCUGGAGGGAUCGGGACAGGUGCUGCCAGAUCGUUCCCUCCACUUGGUGGCCUGACCUUCUCCUGCUGGUUCCUGAUCAGCAGGCACAGCACAGUCACUGAGGGCCACCCUCUGCGCUUCCUAACCUUGGUGCGUCACCUGACCAGGACUGAGCAACCCUUCAUCUGCUUCUCUGUCAGCCUGUGCCCGGACGACCUCUCCUUAGUUGUGUCUACAGAAGAGAAAGAAUUUCAGUCCCUGGACAUCAUGGAACCCGAGGAUGAUCCUGAGCCUUCUGCUGGAUGCCAGCUUCGGGUCAGGUGUGGCCAGCUGCUGGCUUGUGGUCAGUGGCACCACCUGGCUGUGGUUGUCACCAAGGAAAUGAAAAGGAAUUGUACCGUUUCCACCUAUCUGGAUGGACAGAUCGUUGGCUCAGCCAAGAUGUUGUACAUCCAGGCCUUGCCAGGGCCUUUCCUUUCAAUGGAUCCAUCUUCAUUUGUGGAUGUUUAUGGAUAUAUCUCUACCCCUCGAGUUUGGAAACAAAAGUCAUCAUUAAUAUGGCGUCUUGGCCCUACAUACCUCUUUGAAGAAGCCAUCUCAGUGGACACUCUGGAAGUUAUUAACAAACUUGGCCCAAGAUACUGUGGUAACUUCCAAGCUGUGCAUGCCCAAGGAGAGGACCUUGAUACAGAAGCGACGCCCCUGGUUGCAGAGGAAAGGGUUUCCUUUGGCCUUCACGUAGCCAGCUCCUCCAUCACCAGUGUUACGGACAUCAGAAACACUUACAAUGAGGUGGACAGCCGCCUGAUUGCCAAGGAGAUGAACAUUUCAUCCCGUGACAAUGCCAUGCCUGUGUUCUUGCUAAGAAAUUGUGCUGGGCACCUGUCAGGUUCUCUUCGAACCGUUGGAGCUGUGGCUGUGGGCCAAUUAGGUGUAAGGGUGUUUCACUCCAUCCCAGCAGCCAGCAGUCUGGACUUCAUUGGUGGGCCCGCCAUCCUCCUGGGCCUCAUUUCCUUAGCAACGGACGACCACACCAUGUAUGCGGCCGUGAAAGUCCUGCACUCUGUCCUGACCAGCAAUGUCAUGUGUGACCGUCUGAUGCAGCACAUCUCUGGGUACCAGAUAAUGGCUUUCCUCCUGAGGAAAAAGACCUCUCUCCUAAACCAGCGAAGUUUUCAGCUCAUCCUCUCCAUUGCCGGCACUGCAGAACUGGGCUUCGGCUCCUCUCUUGUCACCAAUGUUGGUGUCUUUCAACACAUCCUCUGCAAUUUUGAGCUCUGGAUGAAUUCUGCAGACAACCUGGAGCUCUCCCUCUUUUCCCAUUUUGUGGAAAUCCUUCGAUCACCAAGGGAAGGACCCCGGAAUGCUGAAGUUGCUCACCAGGCACAGCUUAUACCCAAGCUCGUCUUCCUCUUCAAUGAGCCGGGCCUCACCUUCUCCAAGAUCCCCACCAUCAUUGCCAUCCUAGGCUGUCAGCUGAGGGGCCACUUCAGCAUCCAGGACUUGCUCAGAAUUGGGCUGUUUGUUGUCUACACCCUCAAGCCUUCUUCGGUGAAUGAGAGGCAGAUCUGCGUGGAUGGAGGCCUGGACUCCUCAGUGUCUGCUGGAAGCCAAACAUCUGGAAAGACAAUCUGGCUCAGAAACCAGUUGCUGGAGAUGCUGUUCAGUGUAAUAUCUUCUUCCCAACUUCAUCUGUCCUCUGAGACAAAGGAAGAGAUGUUUUUGAACCUGGGGCCUGACUGGUUCCUGCUCCUUGUGCAGGGCCACCUGCAUCCAAGCACCACGGUGCUGGGGUUGAAGCUUCUGCUGCACUUUUUGGCAAGCCCCUCCCUCCGCGGGCGAUUUAAAGAAGGCCUGUCUGGGGGAUCCUGGGUGGAGCGCAGCUUCGAGGGAGUGGACAUUGUGAUAGAUAACCUGAAGAGCCACCCUGCCAUGCCUGACCAGAGCCCCUGCCUGCUUCCUGGGUUCCGCGUCUUGAAAGACUUUCUGGGCCACCAUGUGCAUAUUCCAGAAGUCUAUCUCAUUGUGUCCACCUUCUUCCUGCAGACGCCACUUACAGAGCUGACGGACGGGCCCAAAGACAGCCUGGAUGCCAUGCUUCAGUGGCUCCUGCAGAAGCACUACAGUGAAGAAGUCCUCCGGGUUGGGCUGUGCACCGAAGGUGCCCUGCUGCUUCUGGAAAUGCUGAAAGCCACCGUGAGCCAGCCCUCAGCAGGCUCCGGAGAUGAUGCCUGGGAACAGACCUUCCCUGCCAGCGUGCUGCACUUCCUUGGCCUUGUGCACAGCACCUACCCCCAGGACCCUUCCUGGCGGGCCCCGGAGUUCCUCCAGACGUUGGCUGCUGUCACCUUCCCUCUGGGAACCCACAAGGAGCCCAUGACUCAGCCUGCCCAGAACGCCAGCAACCCCGGGGUUGCGACUGAAGGCGACGGCAUUGCAGAGGGCCUACAGGCUCCUGCCAGGUCACAUCCCGCCCGGAAGCAGCUGAGGGAUUUCACGCAGCUGCUCUUGAGGGAGCUCUUGCUGGUGGCCUCCAAUCCCAAGCAGUGGCUGCCAUUGGAAGUGCUCCUGGAGGCUUCUCCAGACAAUGCCACCAGCCAACAGAAACGGGAUUUCCAAUCUGAGGUCCUCCUUUCCACCAUGGAAAUAUUUCACACGAUGAGUGGAGGCAACAUGCCCAUGCUCAGAGGCAGUAAAGAGCCUCAGCCAAAUGCAGAAGCUGCUUUGACUCCUUCACUUGCGAGCAUCUCCUACUUCACCCAGAAGCUGGUGGAGAAACUAUACAGUGGGAUGUUCUCAGCUGACCCCAGACACAUUCUUCUCUUCGUCAUAGACCACAUCAUGUUGGUCAUCGAGAAUGCCUCUUCUCCAAGGGAUGCUAUCAUCAGUGCUUUGUACAGCAGUUUAAAUAAAGUCAUUCUUUACUGCCUGUCCAAGCCCCAGCAAUCGCUCUCCGAAUGCCUUAGUCUUCUCAGCGUCUUGGGCUUCCUACAGGAACACUGGGACAUUAUCUUUGCCACCUAUAAUUCCAACACCAGCUUCCUCCUGUGUCUCAUGUAUUGUUUUUUGCUGCUCAAUGAGAGAAGUUAUCCAGAAGGAUUUGGACUGGAACCCAAGCCUAGAAUGACUCCUUAUCAUCAAGUCUUUCUUUCUCCAAAUGAAGAAGUAAGAGAAAAAGGAGAGGAAGACUUCCCAAGUUUGAAUGAUGUCCAGCACAACAUCCAAAAGACAGUGCGGACCCUGUGGCAGCAGCUCGUGGCACAGAGGCGGCAGGAGCUGGAGGACACCUUCAAGAUUGAUCUCUCUGUGAAACCUGGAGACAGAGAAGUGAAGAUUGAAGAGAUUACCCCACUCUGGGAGGAGACGAUGUUCAAGGCCUGGCAGCAUUACUUAGCAUCUGAGAAGAAGUCGCUGGCCAGCCGCUCGAAUGUGGGACAUCCGAGCAAGGUCUCCUCGUGGAGUGGCAGCUUGUCUUCAGCCAUGAGGCUGAUGCCCGGGAGGCAGGCCAAGGACCCUGAGUGCAAGACAGAGGAUUUCGUGUCAUGUAUCGAGAACUACAGAAGAAGAGGACAGGAACUAUAUGCAUCUUUAUACAAAGAUCAUGUCCAGAGACGGAGAUGUAACAACAUCAAGGCGGCCAACGCCUGGGCCAAGAUUCAGGAGCAGCUUUUUGGGGAGCUGGGCUUGUGGGGCCAAACGACAGAAGCCACACUUUGCUCCAGGUGGGAACUGGACUGGAGAGAGGGACCAGCUCGCAUGAGGAAACGUGUUAAACGCUUGUCUCCCCUGGAAGCCCUGAGUCCAGAAAGGCUCAAGGAAAAUCAAGACAGAAACAGCAACGUGUCUCAAACAAAUGUUGAAAGCCAAGAUGAGCUGACAUCAGAGGAAGCUGAGAUCAAGACAGACGAGGUAGCGGUAGACUGCACUCAGCUUACCUUCUUCCCUGCCCUACAUGAAAGUCUGCACUCUGAAGAUUUCUUGGAACUGUGCCGGGAAAGACAAGUUAUUUUACAAGAGCUUCUCGAUCAUGAAAAGGUGACACAGAAGUACUCCCUGGUGAUCGUGCAGGGCCACCUGGUCUCCGAAGGGAUCCUGCUUUUUGGCCAUCAGCACUUCUAUAUCUGUGAGAACUUCACGCUGUCCCCUGUGGGUGAUGUCUACUGUACCCGCCACUGCUUAUCCAACAUCAGCGAUCCAUUCAUUUUCAACAUGUGCAGCAAAGACAGGUCCUCCGACCACUACUCGUGCCAGAGACAUAGCUAUGGGGACCUCAGGGAGCUCCGGCAGGCACGCUUCCUCCUGCAGGACAUUGCCCUGGAGCUCUUUUUCCAAAAUGGAUAUUCCAAGUUUCUUGUCUUUCACAACAGCGAUCGGAGUAAGGUCUUCAAAAGCUUCUGCUCUUUCCAGCCCAGCUUGAAAGGGAAAGGCAUCACGGAGGAGCCUCUCAGUCUAAGGCGAUACCCCGGCUCCGACAGGACCAUGCUACAGAGGUGGCAGAAAAGGGACAUCAGCAAUUUUGAGUAUCUCAUGCACCUCAACACCAUGGCUGGAAGGACCUACAAUGACUAUAUGCAGUAUCCCGUGUUUCCCUGGGUCCUGGCCGACUACACCUCACAGACAUUGAACUUGACGAAUCCCAAGACUUUCCGCGAUCUCUCAAGGCCCAUGGGGGCUCAGACCAAGGAAAGGAAGCUGAAAUUUAUCCAGAGGUUUAAAGAAGUUGAGAAAACUGAAGGAGACAUGACUGUCCAGUGUCACUACUACACUCACUACUCCUCGGCCAUCAUUGUCGCCUCCUACCUGGUCCGGAUGCCACCCUAUACCCAGGCCUUCUGCUCUCUGCAGGGUGGAAACUUUGAUGUGGCAGACAGAAUGUUCCACAGCGUACAGAAUGCGUGGGAGUCGGCCUCCAGAGAGAACAUGAGUGACGUCAGGGAGCUGACUCCAGAGUUCUUCUACCUCCCCGAGUUCCUAGUCAACUGCAAUGCUGUGGAGUUCGGCUGCAUGCAGGAUGGGACAGCCCUGGGGGACGUGCAACUCCCUCCCUGGGCUGAUGGGGACCCUCGGAAAUUCAUCAGCCUGCACAGACAGGCUCUGGAAAGUGACUUUGUCAGUGCCAACCUCCACCACUGGAUAGACCUCAUUUUUGGGUACAAGCAGCAGGGGUCAGCCGCGGUAGAAGCUGUUAAUACCUUCCACCCCUACUUCUAUGGUGACAGAAUGGACCUCAGCAGCAUCAGUGACCCUUUGAUCAGGAGCACCAUCCUGGGGUUUGUCAGCAACUUUGGACAGGUACCCAAACAGCUCUUUACGAAACCCCACCCAGCCAGGAGCGCUGCAGGGAAGGCUUCACCCGGAAAGGAUGCUGUCAUACCUGCGAGCCUCCCCAGCCACCCACAGCCCUUUUUCUACAAUCUGCAGUCACUGCGGCCCUCCCAGGUCACAGUCAAAGAUAUGUACCUUUUCUCUCUAGGCUCAGAAUCCCCCAAAGGAGCCAUUGGCCACAUCGUCCCUACCGAGAAGACCAUCCUGGCUGUGGAAAAGAACAAGAUGCUGCUGCCUCCGCUCUGGAACAAGACCUUCAGCUGGGGCUUUGAUGACUUCAGCUGCUGCCUGGGGAACUAUGGCUCUGACAAGAUCCUGACGACAUUCGAGAACCUGGCUGCCUGGGGCCGCUGCCUGUGUACCGUGUGCCCAGCCCCCACAACGAUCAUCACCUCUGGGGCCAGUGCGGUGGUCUGUGUAUGGGAGCUCAGCAUAGCCAGAGGCCGCCCGAAAGGCCUGCACCUCAAGCAGGUGCGAAGAAGUCAAGUGACUCGUCGUGGAGCCGGAAAUUGAAAGGCUACUUCAGAACAGCAGUGGAGUAGAGCAGAAGCAGGCGGGGGCAGUGGGCUCCUUCCAGUCCCGCCUCAGGAAUCACCGCCGCUCUCGUAACAAGCAGAGCGUACUCGCUGUUUGCUUGAGACUCUGUACAUUCGUUUAAGUCUGGCGAAUCCGGCACCGUUAUUCCCACUUCCACGCAAGGAAACUGAAGCUCAGAGAGAGCGAGUUUGCGUUUUAAUCUGGGUCGAUCUAACUCGAAACCCACGCUUCCUGCCUGUGCAUCCUGGAACCUGCCCAGAAUACCACUAGGGUACGCUUCCAGCUCUAAAAUGCAGCUCAUGUUUACAUCUGUAUUCGUAGUUGGCCAUAUAGACCCAAGAUGACAACCACCAAAAUUAAUCACACAAAACUCACCACGGAUCAGAUUUCCUAAACCGCACAUGUUUCACUGAAACUGCUCCGCGGUUUCUCUGGAUGCUUUUCAAGCCCUCCCCUCACCACCCUACCACCCCCUGCAGUACACGUGUGGUGCAAGGUAGGCACUCAGUAGACGAGAGGUAAAGAACGACUGGGUCAGUGCUGAGGGGGCCGAUUACUCCUGUGGAGCAGUGGCACCUGCUGAGGGAGCUGUGCAGGCCAAGUGCAGGCUGCCUUCCCCAGACUCUCAAGGCCAGCCUCGGAGCGCCCUGCCUUUUCACCUUUUCACGCUGUUCUAGGUUUCCUUCUCCUUCCGUGGACUGCGGGCAGGGGGCAACGUUCUUACUCCUGACCUGUGUGAAGAGACCGCACAUUAUUAUUACUCUAUGGAGUGCUCCCUUAUCCCGGGCACCACUUUAGGGACGCCCUAGAUCCAGCCUGACUGCAGAGCCGGCCUUGGGGAGUCGGGGAAGCGGCCUCCCACUACCCCCUUUUCGAAAUGAAGAUGUGCUAUAUAAAAGCCCUGUAUUGGCAGCAUAAAAAUGUAAUUCAUCAUCCUCUCCUAGUUAUAAAUCAAGAGGAAAAGGUAAGGGGAAUCCCACACGCUCUUAUUUCCUACGCAGAAUAAAAUCCUUUAUCAUUUACCUGUAGUGGCUGACAUGGCCUUGGGGAUCCCCCAGACCACCAGCUGCUCAGUGAGGGGGUCUGUCCCUGACUUGCCGGCAAAGACAUCAUUAAAUAGUUUCAUACACAGUUUUUUUUAAGUGUUUCAUUUUUUAAAGAUAUUACAACAUUAAAGACAAAUUUCAAAUUCACUUCAAAGUUGAAUAAUUCUCUAUAAUCUCUAUAAAAGUUUCCAUUGUCACAUACUGCCAUCCCCAGAUAUACAUAUUUAUACCAUUCUGAUCAUUGUGUAGAUAUGUUUAUUCUGUUUCCACCCAGCCUAUCAAAUUGUUUCUCCUUCUCCACAGUCUGUAAUUUACAUUUCAAUUGUUCCAUAUUAUUCCAUUUCCAUAAAAUUACAUUUCAAUUGUUUUGUUAUGUCAGUGCGCCACGGUUUAAUAAACCGUUUCUCCUCAAACUAGACAAUUACAUUACUUCCAAAUUUUAACUAUUUUAAAUAAUGUUGCAGACAACAGCUUAUAUAGAUUGCUGUUUGCUUCUGAUUAAUUGUUGCCUUAAAAUAAAUUUCAAGAAGUAGAACUACCAAGCAGGGACAUCGUGCUUUCGAUAGUGGUUCUGUAACUUUACAUUGCCACCGCGAUUAAUUAAGAGUGCCCAUCUCACCACAAGUGUCCAGCAUGAGCAAUUAUUUCCAGAGGCUUUUGUUUUAUUUUAUUUUAUUUUAUUUUAUUUUAUUUUAUUUUAUUUUAUUUUAUUGUAUUGUAUUUUCUUUAUAUUUUGCUGCUUUAUUUAGGUGAUGACAGUGAAGUCAUUUUAAUUGGCCACGUAGAGAGGUACUGUGACAGUACCCCCUGAUUCAUGGUUUCACGUGCCAUGGUCUCAGUCACCUGUGGUCAGCCAUGGCCCGAAACCAGAUAAUCCUCCUUCUGACUCAUCAUCAGAAGGUCAGUAGUAGCCUCGGGCCACGUCACAGUGCCUAUGACAUUCACCUCAUGUCAUCACAGGAAGGACGAGUGGCGUCCAAUAACACAUUCUGAGAGAGAGAGGCCACACUCACAUAACUUUUAUUGCAGUACGUUGUUAUAACAGUUCUCUUUUAUUACUAGUUAUUGCUUUUAAUCUGUUACUGUGCCUAAUUUAUAAAUUAAAUUUUUUCAUAGCUAUGUACGUACAGGAAAAAAACAGUACACACAGGGUUUGGUACUACCCACGGUUUCAAGCAUCUACUGAGGGUUUUGGAACAUGUCCUCCAUGGAUAAGGGGGACUACUGUAUUCUUAUUUUAUUUAUUUAUUUAUUUAUUUAUUUAAAAAUAUAAUUUAUUGUCAAGUUGGUUUCCAUACAACACCCAGUGCUCAUCCCAACAAAGAGCCAGUAGACAGCACAUUGACAUCUGCUGUCCUCCUUCACUGAUGUCCUCAGCCUUUCCAGAUGGGGGUGGCUACGUGCCUCGUGAUGAGAGGCAAUGAGCCUUACACGGGUGGUCAGUGCCUGCACGCAGACUGGCCACCCCCCUCACUCUCCAGUGCCUCCCUUUGCAAAGCAGUAGACUUGGCUCCAUUAAUGGACAGCACAUGGGGACACUUGGGCUCAGAGCUUCUCUCUCUGAAUCCCCAGCCUUUAGUCCAGCAUCCCCUGGCUUGCACUCUGUGGAGUCACCAUGUCCCCCUACGGUCAGAACUCAGUCAUCAGAGCUCCUGUCAGAUCCUCUGCUUUUCUCUUCAUGUGGCCAGCUUCCAGUUUCCUGAGAUGACCCCAGUCAUCUUCUGUGGGUCACGUCCAGAACCUUGCCAGCCCCAUCUGCUUGGUGCCACAUUGAGAUCUACCGAAAACAAACAGGAAUCCCUGGCAGAACUCUUCCUGGCUGUGACCAGGCAAAGUGACAGCUUUGAAAAAUGAUGCUCAGACUCAUUGACCCAAAUGAGUGAGCAGUCAUCCGUCCUGAGGGUGGAGGUUUACCACUAGGUAAGCCAGGGUAAUCACAUUUCAGAAUGCCAUCUCUGCACUUCUCUGGCUCAUUCCAGAAGACAGCUGCCCGUGUGGAUGCAGCAGCUCUCAGAUCAGGCUUACCUGGCAGCUUCUGGGACCACUGUGAUGGAAACCAGACUGUGGCCAGCGGCCGUGGACCUGGGAACACCAGGCCACCCCAGCCCCUCCGGCACGUGUCCCUGGGGAGCAAGGCCUUUGGCCAUAUCUGGAUACAUAGCCAUCUGUGAACCAGGCCAAACCCAGCACAGGCCAACCUGAGGGCCAAGACCAAGGCCCUGAGUCACCUGCUGCCACGUGGCCAGACAGGCUAUGAACCCAGAUCCAUCAGACUUGAAAAGUCACAUCUUUUUUCAUGAUGACCUGACAGCCGCCCCACCGCCUUCCUUCCAUUUUAGUUGGCAGAGGCAUGUUUGUUUCUGAGGUUCUCCUGGGGUAAUGCUCAAACUGGAGCGUGCAUGAAAAUUUCCUGGAGAGCUUGUGAAAACCCAUGGUUUUCAUCACAGCCCCGCCCCCAGAGUUUCUGACUCAGUCGGUCUUGGAUAGGGCCCAAGAAUUUGCAUUUGAAUUUCUAGCUGAUGUUUAUGCACCUGGUUGGGACACUACACUUGGUAAAUCAGUGUCCUUGCAUGUGACUAGUGGUACGUGCAGCUUCAACACGCAAGGCCAAGUGUAGGUGAGCUCACAGCGUGUGAGGGUGCUACGGGCCUGUUUCAGUUAUGAUAAAAGGGCUGCAGAUCCACCCUGGCUGAGCCUCAACUCCCAGAAAUGGAUGGAACUGAGAGGCCAGCAUAGACUCAUGUACAAACACACACAUGGAAACACAUGCACACACAUACCACAGACUUUGGAAUCAUGGAAUCACCCUGAAUCUCUGUUUCCUCAUCUGGAGCCCAACAGUAAGUGGGAAGGCAGGAAAUCUCCCCAGGUACCUAGAUUGAGGGUCCCUCCCAUAAUCCGUGGGUCUGCUUCUUGUCCCCAGGCCUUAUAUGGACACACACAGGCUG
Messenger RNA from Felis catus (domestic cat), 13210 nucleotides. RefSeq names its product WDFY family member 4 (gene WDFY4). The transcript has 58 exons. Gene Ontology annotation, molecular function: protein binding. The record is from RefSeq and is a predicted model, not a curated record. Lineage: Eukaryota; Metazoa; Chordata; Mammalia; Carnivora; Felidae. The coding region runs from base 217 to 9192 and encodes 2991 amino acids.